CCACCUCACCAUGACAACCCUGAGGAAGGAGAACCUCCACCUCCAUCUUCCCGCGGUGCUGGUGUUGACAUGAGGUGUUCGGUCCUUGGAUGGAGGCAGGUUCCUCUCCGGCUCCUGGUGUGAGGUGUUUCUCCUCCUGAACAACAACAUGGCUCCUCUGCAGCAGCAUCCUCCUCCUCCUCCUCCUCCUCCAGCUCCUCCUCGGCUGCUCCUGCUCCUCCUGCUCGCCUCCGCCCUGCUCCUCUCCUCCGUGCCCGUCACCGACAGCCGCUCCUCGCCCAUCGCCGACCUGAAGUCGCAGAUCUCCGGCGUGGAGGAGCUGCUGGAGGAGUUCCGCAAGCAGCUGCAGCAUCAGGACCAAGAGGCCGACGGCGGAGGCUCCUGCUCCGGCCGCUUCAGCGCCGUCGGGGGGCAGAUCAUCCGGACCAAGGCCUCCAUCGAGCAGGGGGCCCGGUUCCUGCAGGCCCCGGAGCGGGUGCUCAGCGGGGGGUCGUGCCUGCAGGCCUGCUGCUCCCAGCCGCACUGCUCCGUGGCCGUGGUGCAGGAGGAGCCGAGGAACCCAGGAGACAGUCUGAGCUGCUACCUGUUCAACUGCACCUACCGGGGGAGAAGCGUGUGCUCCUUCGCUCCGCAGCCGGGGUUCAGCACCUACACCCGGGGACACAACGCCACCGGUGCUCCGGGACCCCUCCAUGCCCCGGCCGGGGGUCCAGCCGGGGGUCCAGCCGGGAGGAGGCCCGGGGAGGGACCGGCCGAGGAGGACGAGGCACCAGACGUGGACGAGCCUCCUCGCAGCGACGCCGGCCAGGACGUGGUCAUCCAGCUGCCCACGGACUGGGCCGUGCUGGACGGGCGGGACAGCGUGGACGACCGCGGCAUCAACCACUACGAGUGGACUCUGGUCAAAGGAGAAACAGGCAUCAGCAUGAAGGCGACGCACCCGGGGCUCCUGAAGGUCAGCGGCCUGCAGGAGGGCGUGUACGCCUUCCAGAUGACCAUCACCGACACCGGGGGUCAGAAGAGCUCCGACAACGUCUCGGUCACUGUGCUGGCGCCCAAGCACCAAGCAGAAGUUUGCACCGGUCACUGUUCAAACUACCAGUUCAGGUGCGAUGACGGCUGCUGUAUCGACAUCACCUACGCCUGCGAUGGGAAGCAACACUGUCCAGAUCGCUCAGACGAAGACUUCUGCCCAAACUUUGACAGCAGCAGGAAGACGGUGUCCCACCCUGUGGACCUGCCCAGCCCGCGUGGGUCUGGAGCCCGGACGGAGGAGGCUGAGUCUGGGUCCAGGCUCCAGGACGGGACCAGGGACCACGUGGAGACCAUCGUGUCACCUGAGGACAGAACCAAGACCGCGCCUCCUCAGAGUCCCGGUCAGCAGAGGACUUCAGUCAGUCAAGAUCCCUGUGCUGCCGCCCCGGUGGUGGGACCCUGUAAAGGCACCUUCCCUCGCUGGUUCUACGACCAAAACGCCGGCGAAUGCAAACACUUCCUGUACGGCGGCUGCCAGGGCAACCAUAACAACUUCCUGCAGGAAUCAGACUGCAUCAGUGAAUGUAUACAAAAGAGUCCAGUUUUCAAACCUGCAACCGUGGCUCCUCCCAUCACCAAACAGACAGAGAUAGCUGCACCUAAAGUGUCCCAGAGCCAAGCAGAGAGCGACGCCCCCAUCUCCAAACCCUUCCCAGCGAUGGGAGGACAUCCUGUCCCGGAGUCAGGUGCAAUCCUGCCUCUGGCUCUCGGGCUCCUCAUCACUGCUCUGCUGCUGCUCAUGAUCGGCUGCCGCCUCAAACUCGUUCGCCACAAGCUGAAGAAAACCCGGCCCCUGACCACAGAGGAGUCGGAUUACCUCAUCAACGGCAUGUACCUGUAGCCAAGCAAACCCGGGGCAGCGAGUAUGAAGAUCUGACGAAUGAGAAAAUCGUUGAGGAUGUCGUCGUCACAACACGUAGAGCCGACGCCAGGACUUUUUGAAAUUUGCACUCUGAAUGUCUCGUCCCUUAUUUGUCGUCACGUCAGGAAGGAAACAGCCCGACUCUCUGGUGUCAUGAACGUUUUCCCUACAUUUGAACGGCUGAAUCUGCUGCUGCUGUCGGAACCGAUGACACAGAGUCGGACGCUGGAGAGUUCACACUGCUGCUCAAUCCACCAUGAAGGAGAAGGGAACUCUGUAGAAUGUGUACCUCCGCCUAACAGUCUCCUUAAAUUAAAAUAAGCUGAACCAAAUUACACACACUCAUAUAUAUUAAGCCCCCUGAAGCGAACGCCAUCUGAUCCAGAUCCACACCAACAUUCAUUGGGUUCCUCCCUGACCCAUAUCACAUCCUCCCACCAAAUAUUGUGGUAAUCUGACAAGCGCAGACAAAAUCAUAACUUUUCCUGGCAGGGGUAAAUAUCAACAUUCCUAUUUCAACGCCUGUACACUGAUAUAUAUAUAUAUAUGUAAACAUAUGAUUGGAUUACCCCCUUUAUUAAAAAUAUACCUAAUCCACAAAUUAGCUAAUUUAAUAUUUUAAAUUCUGUAGAUUUGACCUGGGGACAGAAGUGUUAAUACUCUGGAGUGCCUGAUGUUGAGUUAUUCUUUAAAUAUCCCAGAACAGUAGUAACCAUAGUGAUUUCUGUCCUGUCCCACUCCCGCCUGGAUCUGUUGCACACGUCUUCAUCAAGCAAAAAUUUCUGUGUGGAGUCUGUGACUGUAUUUGUGCAAUGUUUCCUCUAAGUGCUGUCUUACAUGUCAGAUAUUAAAGUUUAUUAUAUAUCGAACAAUA
Molecule: messenger RNA, 2771 nt
Organism: Limanda limanda (common dab)
Lineage: Eukaryota; Metazoa; Chordata; Actinopteri; Pleuronectiformes; Pleuronectidae
Gene: lrp11
Product: low density lipoprotein receptor-related protein 11
Exons: 9
Coding region: 149-1876 (575 amino acids)
Molecular function (GO): protein binding; serine-type endopeptidase inhibitor activity
Source: RefSeq, a predicted model, not a curated record